AGGUUUUUACAUAAAAUUUAUAUUUUGUGAUAUUCUGUCUUUUGUGAAUCAAUGUUUCUCAUUUUAGUUAACAAUUGAUGACAUUUUUUUUCUAAAAUUUGAUAAAACCAAAAUAUUCUUGUUUUGUCAACCAAUCAAAAGCCAGAAAAAUGUUUGGAAGAGUCCAUUUUCAGCUGCAAACCAUAAAUGGGGGAGGAAUAAUCAGUGGCAUCGCGGCGAUGAGAGAUGAUGGUUGGCGUGUCGUAACCGAGCCUUUCGGACUUGGCACGCGUGGGCUGUUUUGGCAAGAAAAUUGUUAUAAACGUUUCAAGCCGCUGGAUCUCUUGAAAGCUUAAUCAGGAACCAUCAAAGGAAGACGCCCGGCUGAUGGCUCUAGUGCAGCCACUGGCGUCUGGCAAUGUGAUGACCAAUGGCAGCGCCUCCAACUGCUCCGGAGUGCCGGGAAAGGCGGCCGGCGCGGCGCUCGGCUGUGACGCCGCCGCCGCCGAGCAGCUGAGCUCGGACACACAGCAGGCGGCGGACCACAAAUCCGGCGCCGCCGCCGCAGGCGAGGCGGAGGAAGCGCCCGUGGAGGAGGAGGUGGACAUCACCAUCAACAAUGUGGUGUGCAGCUUCAGCGUGCGGUGUCACCUCGACCUGCGCUACAUCGCCAUGAACGGCGACAACGUCGAGUACCGACGCGAAAACGGGAUGGUAACAAUGAAGCUGCGCAAGCCGUACACCACCGCCUCGAUGUGGUCAUCGGGUAAAAUCACCUGCACGGGACUCACGUCCGAGCCAGCCGCUAAGGUGGCCGCCCGGCGGGUGGCGCGCUACCUCCAGAAGCGGCUGAACUAUCAGACGCGCUUCUGCAACUUCCGAGUGGUCAAUGUGCUGGGCACGUGCACUAUGCCGUUUGCCAUCAAGAUUGCCGACUUCUCGCAAAAGUAUCCCCGGCUGGCCUGCUAUGAGCCGGAACUGCACCCGGGCGUCACAUUCCGAAUCAAGGAGUUCAAGGCGACGCUCAAGGUGUUCUCCACCGGCAGUAUCACAGUCACAGCGCCGUCGGUGGCGGCCGUUCAGCGCGCCAUCGAGCACAUCUUCCCUCUGGUGAACGAGUUCCGCAAGGAGCGCACGGCCGCAGACCUGGCGGCGGUGGCCGCCUCGCGCGCUCGCCGCUACGGGUCGCGGGACUCGUCCGAAAGCGACCUGGACGACGACGACAGCGACAUUGACUAAGGGCCGGCCGCCCCCUGCUGCCGCCGCCGCCGCAGGCAGCGUCUAGUCAGCCGGCGGCGGGCGCGCCAACCGCCUCAGCCGAGCUACUCCUCCAGUUGUCCGACCGACGCCCGACCUCCCCGAUCCCGUGCGACGAGCGUGUGGGUUGUGACGUAAACUCAAAGACUGGUGAGAUCGAGGCGCCGGGAAUGGAAGGCCCUGUGUGUCGGUACUUAUUCGUCGCGACUUGACAGCGUGGUCAUCUUUGUCGUCACUUUGUCGCCGAGAGUGUAUCCUGAGGACGACCGUAGCGCAAAUGUAGCUCAAGUGGAGGCGACGGCCGGCCCCGGCACCCGGCGCACGAUCGAAUACGGUGUACUCAAUGCGCAGUGCGUUGGAUUGCGCGCAGGACCUCCGGCGCUGCUCCGCAUACGAUGUGCGGGUGUCUGCGUUUUAUUUCGCGCGCAAGUGGCCAUUGUGUGUGAAUAUCGAGUGAACUUUGAACUGGUGAGGCGUGAACGAAGCGUCGUCGACGCUCUUUUAGCGGAGUGGUGUGUCUUUUACCGUGUGCGUGUUUUCCAUUGGCCAGGUGCCUCGCUGGGACAGCCGAACAGACUCGUGUCGCGAGGUUCCCUCCGCGGCCGCGCUCGGCUGUCUGCAGUGGCCAGGCGGGCUGUACAGAGUCCAGUGCCCGGUCGGCGGGGAGGGACGCCGUUUGUAAAUUGUAGGUACGCCCGCCGGCUGCCGACUGUGUGGACUCGACCUGUGACGCGACUGUGCGCACCCGUGCUCCGUACGGCUGCGUAACGCCGUGACGGUGCGUGCGCGGCGCGUGUGACUGCUGUGAUGACCCGACGGUGCCCCGAGGCAGGCCCGGCGCCGCCGCCGCCCGUCUGCGCCGCGUAGUAAAUUAUUGUUAGCAGGACGAGACUGCCGCGGCGACGACCGACGGACCGACCGGCGAGCGCACAACUCCAAUCUCGGCAAUGGCAAUAACAUCCCAGAGAGACGUUACCGUAACAAUACUAUGCCUGAACACACUCGAUUGGCUGUACCUACAGAGGGCCUUGGUCCCGCCUUUAAUCGCCGCAUUCAAAAUAAAGUCUGGUAUUAGUGAAA
Molecule: messenger RNA, 2316 nt
Organism: Amphibalanus amphitrite
Lineage: Eukaryota; Metazoa; Arthropoda; Thecostraca; Balanomorpha; Balanidae
Product: TATA box-binding protein-like 1
Exons: 5
Coding region: 367-1218 (283 amino acids)
Biological process (GO): DNA-templated transcription initiation
Molecular function (GO): DNA binding; general transcription initiation factor activity
Source: RefSeq, a predicted model, not a curated record